AUGACAUCAAUGUGUUCCGACAAUCUUGAAUAUAUCUCAUUGAACGCGGAACGGAAUGGAAUCGCACUUAAGUGUCCAUUUCAAGUGAAUGGACAUACAUACAAACGUGGAUACUAUUUAACUGACGGGAUCUACCCUACUUGGUCAACGUUUAUGAAAACGUAUCCAUAUCCCGUCGAUCCGAAUGAAAAGAAGUUCAAGAGAUUGCAAGAAUGGGCAAGAAAAGAUGUGGAGCGUGCUUUUAGUGUGCUAAAAGGAAAAUGGGACAUACUUAAGAGGCUCAUGUGUGUUAUGACUGUAGACAAGAUUAUGAGCGAAAGGUAUACAUGUAUCAUAUUGCACAAUACUGUACUUGAGGAGUUGAUGGAUCGAGAUACGCAUUUUCGACUUAGAAAUGAUCUUGUGGUCCAUCUUGCAGCUCAAGAUCUACCGUACCUCGAGGAGGAAGGCGAGGAUUAG
Helianthus annuus (common sunflower) is the source of this 459-nucleotide messenger RNA. RefSeq lists its product as uncharacterized. Lineage: Eukaryota; Viridiplantae; Streptophyta; Magnoliopsida; Asterales; Asteraceae. The record is from RefSeq and is a predicted model, not a curated record. The transcript has a single exon. Bases 1 to 459 code for a protein of 152 amino acids.